Molecule: messenger RNA, 1401 nt
Organism: Benincasa hispida (wax gourd)
Lineage: Eukaryota; Viridiplantae; Streptophyta; Magnoliopsida; Cucurbitales; Cucurbitaceae
Product: B3 domain-containing protein At5g42700-like
Molecular function (GO): DNA binding
Source: RefSeq, a predicted model, not a curated record
ACAGAGAAUGAAAUAGGGUGGAGACGAACUGUGGACGUCUCUAAUAAAUUCCCACAAUAACCAAAUAAAGAUUAUAGAUAUACAAGUGAUGAACAAUAUCUCCAUUAGUUUAGAGAAGCUUGACAGACCAAAUAAACAAUGAGUUCAAAUGUGAGGGGGCAAAAGCGUAAUUUACUCUAUCCUUUCCUUCAAAUUACUGUACAUUUAUAAAUAAUACUUUCCUCCGGCUAUUUUUUCAAAACAGUGGGAAGUUAACGGUCGACUAUCAAUCAAUUAUCCGUACGAAAUCGAAAUUUCCCCAAUUCCGAAAUAUACUGAUAUCUCGUCGUUUCUGCUAUUCGGCUAUUCGGCAAACCCUACGAAGCGAGGAAGAAGAAGAAGAAGAGAACAUGGGGAUCUCUAACCUCUCAUACGAGGAAUGUCGUCGCAAAAGAGUUGAAGAAAACAAGAAGAGAAUGGAAGCCCUAAAUUUGCCCUUGCUUUCUCAAGCUCUCCUGGACUCUUCCCCUUCCAAGUCUUCCUCCCCUAGUAAGCUCACCAAGCCUCGCGUCACUCAGAAACAACUCGUGGUGGUGAGGAGGUCCAGUCGCGUGGCGAAACAGCCAACCCCUGUUUACGCUGAAGUUCUUGUUGAUCGUGUGGUGAUUCCUAGAAGAGCAAGAGAUUUUCCGGAGCAGUUUUAUGCUUCGGAUGAAGCAAGAAAAAAUGCCUUCGAAAGAGCUCUCGAGUUACAUUCUGGAUUGGAGCCAAAUUAUCCCAUCUGUAUAAAGUCAAUGGUUCGAUCUCAUGUUAGUGGUUGUUUCUGGCUGGGCCUUCCUGCUCAUUUCUGCAAGACCCACCUUCCAAAGAAUGAUGGAGUAAUGACUUUAAUAGAUGAAGAUGGUGAUGAGUAUCCAAUAAUAUAUUUGGCACGAAAAACAGGAUUUAGUGGGGGAUGGAAGGGUUUUUCAAUUGCUCAUAAGUUAUCAGAUGGAGAUGCUGUGGUUUUUCAACGCAUUAAACCUACAGCCUGCAAGGUGUACAUCUUUAGGGCGAAUGGUUCCAAAGAAGAUAGUGAUUCUAACAGUAGCUAAAUGAUUUACUUUCUUAUCCCAAGUCAGUUCAUUUCAGGUGAGAAUUGAAGAGGCCUGGGGAAGGGCACAUAAUGCAACAACAUUUUUCAGAAUUGGUUUUGGAAUAAAAGGCAAUAUGUGUCUUGUACAAUCUUGUGUCAGCUGAAUAUGACUAUUAUGUUGGGGAUCAACAAAAUCUAUAGCUUACACAGGGGCUCAUCCCACUGGAAACCCCUCAGGGUAUAACUAACUUAUUUUCUUAGUAAAUUUGAUGUAAUAGUUAUUUUGAAUGUUCAGGGUAUAAAUUAAAUCUGAGACCAUGGAGACAUAAUUAAAACGUACCUUAAAA